Molecule: messenger RNA, 3284 nt
Organism: Phyllotreta striolata
Lineage: Eukaryota; Metazoa; Arthropoda; Insecta; Coleoptera; Chrysomelidae
Source: the annotation of a GenBank genome assembly
UGACAGCCCGCGUAAACGUAAACCGGCCAUUUCGUAUUGUUUAUUACUUUUGGCAUUUUACAAUUUGUUUUGUUUUGAAUUUGAUUCGAUGAGUAAAUCGGACACCGUUUAAUCCAGGAGAUAUUAAUUCGCAAUAACUGCGUACUGUUAUCGAGGCGGCUACUUUAAAAUGAGUACUACCAAAACGACAGAAUUACCAUAUUUCGCAGAAUACGCAAAAAGUGGACGUGCUUCUUGCAAAGGAUGCCGAGCGCCCAUUGCCCAGUCCACUUUGCGAAUUGCUGUUAUGGUGCAAUCGCCUCAUUUCGAUGGUAAAAAUCCAAAUUGGCACCAUUUCGACUGCUUCUUCAACAAACAGCGCCCCAAGAGUACAGACGAAAUCGAUCAUUUCGAGUCCCUGCGAUUAGAAGAUCAAGAUAAGAUUAAAGCCAAAGUAGGAGUAGCUGCAAUAGCCAUAGUUCCCGAUAAGAAAGGCAAGAAACGAGCCAACGAUUCCUCUGUUAAAUUGAAGAAAGAAGCAUUAAAAGAUUUCCGAAUUGAAUAUGCCAAAUCGGGAAGGGCAAUGUGUAGAGGAUGUGAACAAAAAAUCCUCAAAGAUGAGGUACGAAUUUCUAAGAAAGAUUUUGAUACAGACAUUGGGAAAAAAUACGGUGGGCAAGACAUGUGGCAUCACGUUGCCUGUUUUGCUCAGGUCAGAUCUGAUUUAGCCUUUUACGAAUCUGGUACCAAACUACCCGGUUACGAUACACUGAAAAAACCCGAUCAGGAUGAAGUCAAGAAACUUGUAGUGCCCAUCAAACAAGAAGCAGUACCCGAAAAGAAACUAAAAACGGAGGACGAAGUUGAUGGAAUUGACGAGAACGAAUACAGAAAACAAAAUAAAAUUAUGUUCGAAUACCGAGACGAACUGGCCAAAAUACCACACAAAGAUUUGCUGAUAUUAUUAGAAUACAACAAACAAGAAGUCCCAACAGGCAAAGACACUAUAUUAGAUCUUCUCGCUGAUAUUAUGACAUUCGGUACCCUGUUACCUUGUCCGAGUUGUAAAGGUCAACUUAGCUUUAUGAAUGGUGGUUAUAUUUGUACAGGGGACCUUACGGAAUGGACCAAGUGCCAGAAAAUGUUUAAAGAACCCGAACGAAAAGCGUUCAAAGUGUCCUCGGAACUGAAGAAAAACUACCCGUUUUUGAAGAAAUAUAAAUAUGAAAAACGAACGAGAAUCGUCAAAACCAAAGCCCCUUUGAAGACCCAACCAGUUAAAAAGGAGGAAGAUGCUGAACCUCGAGUGAAGAGAGAAGCUCCUCUCCUCUCCGACAUGCAAUUCGUCAUUUUGGGUCGUCCGCCGAAAGGCAAAGAUCAAAUUAAGAAGAUCAUCCAAUCGUACGGCGGCAAAGUGGUCACCAAAAUCGAAAGCAGAACAAUGGCGGUGAUAUCGACGGAGGAAGAAGUGGAAAAGAUGAACAAUCGCAUGCAGGAAGCCGAAACCGAACAGAUCCACGUCGUCUCCGACGAUUUCCUGGACGAAGUGAAGGAUUUCGCCGGCAAAAUUCCCGAUUUGAUCAUCAAGAAGAGCAUCUGCGAUUGGGGAUCGGACCCUACUUCUCGUUUACCGGAGAAACCUUCGUCGAGUCUCAAAUCGAAAUCUCGCAGUAUUUACACCAAGUCGGUACCAGAUAAGGUGAAACUGAAAUUGAAAGGUGGCCUGGCUGUGGAUCCGGAUUCUGAGCUGGACCAUAUUGCCCACGUUUAUCAAAGAGACGAUAAAUGGUCGGCGGUGUUGGGUUUAACGGAUAUCCAAUCGGGCAAAAAUAGCUAUUAUAAAAUGCAAUUACUCGAAUCCGACAGUUGCAAUCAAUAUUGGUUGUUCAGAUCUUGGGGAAGGAUUGGAACGACUAUAGGCGGUAACAAAACUGAGCUGAAGGGUAGUUGCCAACAAGCUAAAGCGGACUUUAGGGCUUUGUACGAAGAGAAAACUGGCAACCAAUGGGAAAACAGGCAUGAUUUUCAGAAAAUACCGGGUCGAAUGUAUCCCAUUGAUGUUGAUUAUGGCGAUGAUAAGGUUAACUUGGAGAUAGUAAAAUCGGAAUCGUCCUUGCCGAAACCCGUGCAAGAUCUCGUGACGAUGAUAUUCGACGUAAACUCGAUGAAACAGCUUAUGGCAGAAUUCGAAUUAGAUACAGAAAAAAUGCCUUUAGGUAAAUUAAGUAAAAAGCAGAUACAAAAAGCUUUUGGCGUGUUAACCGAACUGCAAACAUUGAUUAGUGACAAGAGCGAAGAGAGAUCAUUAUUUAUAGAUGCUUCCAACAGGUUUUACACUUUUAUACCUCACUCGUUUGGUAUCGAGGACCCACCAAUUUUGGACAACACAGAAGUUAUUAAAACCAAAGUGGAAAUGCUAGAGAAUCUGAUGGAAUUGGAAGUAGCCUAUAAUCUGAUGAAAUCGUCCGGCUCCGAUCAUACCGUGGACAGUUACUACAAACAACUGAAAACCGAAAUCGACAUUUUGCCGCACGAUUCCGAGGAAUUCAACAUCAUCAAAGAAUUCGUGAAAAACACGCACGCCGCGACGCACGAUCAAUUCGAUUUGGUCGUCGAGGACGUGUUCACCGUCAGAAGGCAGGGCGAAGAGAAGCGAUUCAAGCCGUUCAGGAAGCUCCACAACCGGAAAUUGCUGUGGCACGGUUCCAGGGUGACCAACUACGCCGGUAUUUUGUCCCAAGGUCUUCGUAUAGCGCCGCCCGAAGCGCCAGUCACCGGUUACAUGUUCGGCAAAGGUAUCUACUUCGCUGAUAUGGUUUCGAAGUCGGCUAAUUAUUGUUGCACGAACUCCAGGAGUCCUAAAGGUUUGAUGUUGCUUUGUGACGUUGCUUUGGGUAAUAUGUACGAAAAAUUACAUGCGGAGAUGAUUGAGAAACUGCCGAAAGGAAAGCAUAGUUGCUUGGGUUUGGGUAAGACCCAACCGGAUCCUUCUGCUGUGAAGAAAAUUGAAGAUAUCGAAGUGCCUUUGGGCAAAGGCGUUCCCAACCCGGCGGCUAAGAAAUCUUCGUUGCUUUAUAACGAGUACAUCGUUUAUGAUGUUGCUCAAGUGAACAUUAAAUAUCUGAUAAAAAUGCACUUCGAAUACAAGUACGGGUUCUAAUUUAAACUAGCGCUUACUGUAGUUUUAAGUAUUAUUUUGAUUUAAGUGUUUUUUAUGUUACUUUCAGUGUUUUUUUGAUUGUAUUUGUUGAAUCAUUCUUCUAUUUCUCUUAUACAAACUUAUUAAGUAGUUUUCUUUUGAAUAU